AUGGAAAUAGUGAUUUUACGGAAGGAAGGGGGCUCUCCUCAAUUGCAUAACGAGGAGAAAUCUGGCAUGCGCAGCUCCAUGGUUUCAGCUCUCAUCUGCAGUUCUCGGGUUUAUGUCGAAGACCGAACAGUGAUGACGGAACGAAUAUCGAGAAUAAUUUCCAAGAUAGUAGGAUUGGAAGCAGAGCAAUUUCGUGGACCUUAA
This is a messenger RNA of Cylicocyclus nassatus, 204 nucleotides long. NCBI's taxonomy places the organism in Eukaryota, Metazoa, Nematoda, Chromadorea, Rhabditida, Strongylidae. The record is from the annotation of a GenBank genome assembly.